CGAUGUAUUUAAACGUUUUGUUCCUAAAUUUCUACAAGACCACUUCGUUUGUACAGCUGAUGCACGAGAGAGGUUGCUUUUCUGUUCCUAAGGGGCGUGUUCUUGCUAUCUUGACUGAAAGCUCCGCUCUCUCUAUCCGUAGCCAUAGCUAGCUUGCUAAGGCAGUACUGUUACAUUUUAGUUAGCAAGUAGCACCAGUUUCACUCUCAGUAACCCCGACAGUUAAACAGUUUAACAGCUGUCAAAAUAAACACCUAGGGAUUCAUGUUCACACAGAAAACGUUUGGUCGAAUGCAUAAUGGAAGAUUGAAGUGCAGAGGACGCUUUAUCACCAAAAAUCGCCGGCUUUUCGGACCGGGCGCAGCAAGAUAGCUAGCUCGAAAAAGGCUUUAGCUAGUUAGCUAGCUAUAGUUGUGCUUGCUAGGAGUUUACGCCCGGUUGCCGAGCUGUGGUUGACACACAAGGUAAGGGGUAUUUUAUAAGUUGUAGCUAAUCGUUAACUAGUGUGUUGGGAAUGACCAAACCUCACCGAGAUUGUAAUAUAGUGCUUUACUGUACGCUUGUCAAUGUCAAGUAAUGCGCAGUCUGCUAAUAAGCCAAGAGCAAACAUUUGCCCGGCUAAAUAACAGGUUAUCCAAUGGUGUGCUAGCUUUCUAUCGAGAAACUCGUGAUGGUUUAUGCCUUAGCUGUCGCUAGCAGUAACUUCGCUACACUAGCUAGGUAGCUUCUCAGCAAACAGGCUAUGCCACUAAAGUAGGUAGGUGUUCGUGUCAUUAGCUGUAGACCUGCCCUUCGUUCGAAAGUCGUUGCAGAAUUGAACGAAUUGAUAAGAAUGGCAUACAAUGUAAUGGCUUGCUCAGGAGGAACUCGUGAAUGUUGUGGAAAUUUCUUAAGUACAUGUAAACGAUAAAAAUGGCUGACACUUCGUUCUAGAAUUGAGGGCGCGCAACAUAAGCUGCUUCAGAGUCAACACUUGUAUUUGCGGUGAUUGGUCAGAGUCUGGCUCCAUGCUUGUGUGCAGAAUGCUGAUUGGUUGUCGAUGGUGUUAGGUUGGUAAAGUUAUGAAGAAAUUGGAUGUCUAGUUUGAGAGAAAUGUGAGCUGUAAUUAACAGUUAUAUGUCAUUGGAAAAGUGACUGGAGUAGCGGUACACCGAUUCGUUGUUUCACAUCGUGCACUAUUGUCAAGGAUUUGUAUCGACUAAUGUUCGAUUAUUGUUAUAUUAAAUUGGAAGUAGGUCCAGGGUUCCUUCCCCCACUGAUCUGCCUAGCAGGCUAACGUUAGCCCCGCCUCCAAAAUAGCAAAAAUAAAAACACACUUUGAGUUUGGCCUUGAUCCGAGAAGUGAUACACACAUUGGGGGAGCCAUCAAAGUGCCAGUUCUGUGGGGAUUAUAUUGGAGAGUAUGUGCCAGUACCUGUCUUACUACUCUGUAUUUAAUGUCGGCUAUACAGAAAAAUAGGCGCCGAUUCGUUGAUUUAAUGCAGAUAUGCCGCUGUUAGCAAAGCUAUCAACCGAUUUUAAGAUAACUAGCUAGACGCUAUCAAGAACAAAGUUGAUUUACAGCGAAUUGGGAUGAAACCUGUGUAGGUCGAGGCACAGACGGGUGUGUGGUCAGGGGCCCAUGAGAAAGCCACGCAGGAGGGGAAACCCAGCCGGGGGUUUGGGAGGCAGGCAGCGGGCAGAUGCAGCUGUCCGGGGGGGAGGACCAGGGAGCCGAGGGCCGGGGGGGAGGACCAGGGAGCCGCCCCCGUCCCCGUCCCCAUACAGUAAUCGCAAGGUGUCCCCGGCUCGGGAGACGCUAACCUACGCCCAAGCGCAGAAGAUGGUGGAGGUGGACCUGGAGGGCCGUCUUCACCGCAUUAGCAUCUUCGACCCGCUCCCGGUCAUCACAGAAGACGAGAUGACGGCUCAGGACAUUGCGGAGUGUAACAGCAACAAGGAGAACAGCGAGCAGCCCGCCCCGGUCGCUGUGGCGUGUCCCGGACGCAAGUCCACGGGGAACAAAGGUCGCAGGAAAGAUGCCAAGCACUCGCUGUCGUCUUCUGCUGCGUCUCAGAACAACAGUUCUCACACUCAGUCAAACACACAGCCCCACGGCCCCAGCCAACUCCCCGAGCCCAUCUUCCGUGUAAUGGACACCUUCUCUCCCGUCGAGGCCGACCCGCUGCCCACAGCCUAUUACCGCUACAUGGAGAAGUCGGUAGAGGACCUGGAAGCGGAUGCCGAGUACGACAUGGACGAGGAGGACGUGGCGUGGCUGGAGAUGGUGAAUGACAAGCGCGCCUCGGACAGCCAGGCUUCGGUGUCAGCAGACGUCUUCGAGCUGCUGAUGGACCGCCUAGAGAAGGAGUCCUUCCUGGAGUCGCGUAGCCAGGCGCCCUCGCAAAGCGCCAUUGACGAGGACGCCUUCUGCUGCGUGUGCUUGGACGACGAGUGCCUGAACAGCAACGUGAUCCUCUUCUGCGACAUCUGCAACCUGGCCGUGCACCAGGAGUGCUACGGCGUGCCCUACAUCCCCGAGGGCCAGUGGCUGUGCCGCUGCUGCCUGCAGUCGCCGUCGCGUCCCGUCGACUGCGUGCUGUGCCCCAACCGCGGAGGCGCCUUUAAGCAGACGAGCGACGGGCGCUGGGCGCACGUAGUCUGCGCCAUCUGGAUCCCUGAGGUGUGCUUCGCCAACACCGUGUUCCUGGAGCCCGUGGAGGGCGUUGACAACAUCCCACCGGCACGUUGGAAGCUCACCUGCUACCUGUGCAAGCAGAAGGGCCGCGGCGCCUCUAUCCAGUGCCACAAGGCUAACUGCUACACGGCCUUCCACGUCACCUGCGCACAGCGCGCCGGCCUCUUCAUGAAGAUCGACCCGGUGCGCGAGACCACCGUCAACGGCACCACCUUCUCCGUCAAGAAGACGGCGUUCUGCGACUCGCACUCGCCCCCGGCGCUCGAGGGCGGGACCUCGGAUGACGAGGAGUCGGGGAGGGUGCUGGGGAACCGGGCGAAGCGAGGAUGCAGCGCAUACACGGAGACGCCCCACCUGAAGAAGCAGAAGAAGGGGGGAAAGAAGGACUCCAAACAGCAGCAGCAGGAGAAGAAGAAAGGGAAGAAGAACCAGGAGGAGGCAUCCAAGAUGGUGGCUACACCGCUGGUCACUGUGGCCCAGAUUCCCAGCCACAGAUUGAACACAGUAUGUAAAGGAAUCAUCAUCCAGAGAAAGAACCAGUUCGUGCAGAGGCUCCACAAUUAUUGGUUACUGAAACGUCAGUCACGCAAUGGGGUGCCGCUGAUUCGUCGACUACACUCUAAUCUACAGACUCAGAGACAUACAGAACAGAAGGAGCCUGAUGAGAAGGAGAGUGCUGUUCGAGAAGAGAGGAAAUAUUGGCAGAAACUGAGGCACGACCUGGAGAGGGCCAGAUUGCUGGUGGAGCUCAUCCGCAAGAGGGAGAAGCUAAAGCGAGAACAGGUUAAAGUGCAUCAGGCUGCCUUGGAGCUGCAGCUGACCCCGUCUCUGGUGCUGCUGCGCUCCACGCUGGAACAGCUGCAGGAGAAGGACACGGGCAGCAUUUUUGCAGAGCCCGUCAGUCUCAAGGAGGUCCCUGACUACCUGGAGUUUAUCUCUCAUCCAAUGGACUUCUCCAUGAUGCACUCCAAAGUAGAGGGCCACAAAUACCACACCAUCGCCGACAUGGAGGCUGACUUCAACCUGAUGAUCUCCAACUGUCUCGCUUACAACAACAAGGACACCAUAUUCAACCGGGCCGCAGUGCGCCUCCGAGACCUAGGGGGCGCCAUCCUGCGCCAGGCCCAAAGGCAGGCCCAGAAUGCCGGUCUGGACCCAGACACGGGUAUGCACCUGCAGGAGUCUCCGCAGAAGACCGACUACUACCGCUGCACCUGGGAGGAUGUGGACUCUAUGCUGGAGCCGGAGAACCGCGUGCACAUGUCUGCUGAGGAGCAGCUGCGCGAGCUCCUGGACAAGCUGGACACGGUGUCGUCCAUGCGCUCGAGCGGAGCGCGCACACGCCGCGUCCGCCUGCUGCGCCGGGAGAUCCACAACGUGCGCUUCAGGCAGGGCCAGCCCUCCGCACGCCACACCCACAACGGGGAGAUCAAAGAGGAGGAGGAGGAGGAUGAAGAGCUGGACGAGGAGGAGGAGGAGAGGGAGAAGGAGGGCGAUCAGACGCUGUCAGGAUCAGAUAAAGAGGAUUCCAAGUCCACGCCCCCUCCAACCCUGGAGCCCUCGGGAUUGGUCCAUUCCCCCCCGCGGGAUGACGCCCCUCAGGACCCGCCCACCUUGCGGCCAAUGACGACAGAGCCCAGGACCCCAAGCCAUCCAAUCAAACGCCUGAAGCUGAACAGUGAGAGCUCAGACACGCCAGUGACACCCCCAGUGAUCACUAAGAACUGCACCAAAGAGGAGGAGUCUCCCCAGGCCACGCCCCCACCGCAGAACGCAGGUCCUGGGUUGGUCAACGGGGUCUCCUCCCCUGAGACGCCCACGCCCCCCCGGGUGACGCUAGGGGUGGGCCGUCGAACUUCUGUCCUUUUCAAAAAGGCCAAAAACGGAGCCAAGCUGCAGAAAGAUAAGGAAAGGGAGAAGGAGAAGGAGAAGGAGAAAGAGAAAGACAAUCAGCUGCAAAACGGAGGAGCGGACUCGAUCAACCCCCCAAAUUGCCUUCCGACCUCCCCAGUAGUGAACUCAACCCCCGCACCUCCAACCCAAACCCCUACUGCCCCCCCUCCCCCGCCCUCACCUCAGAAGCAGCGGCCUCCAAGCCGAGGCAGCAGCCCAGAACGCCACCGAGAGACGUCGCCUCACCGCACGCCGGAGGCAGGUCUCACAAAUGGUUUCAAAAAGCACAAAGAUGGUGGCUCUGAUUCUGAAUGCAGCUCAUCUCCAACGUUACCCAGGGAAAUAGCAUCACCCCUGAAGAGUCGUGGAAAGCCGGCUCUGUCCAAAGUGCCCUUCCUGGAGACGGUUAACGGAGACGCCGACUACACUGGAGCAGGUGGCGAUGUGCUUGCCUGUGAAAACGGUGCUGAGCUUGAACCUCUGGAUCUGGUGUGGGCAAAGUGUCGCGGCUACCCCUCUUACCCUGCACUGAUCAUAGACCCGGAGAUGCCUCAGGAGGGCCUGCUGCAUAACGGGGUGCCCAUCCCUGUACCCCCUCUGGAGGUGCUCCGGCUGGGCGAUGCCAGGCAAGAGGAGGCCGGGGAGAGGCUCUACCUUGUGCUCUUCUUCGACAAUAAGAGGACCUGGCAGUGGUUGCCAAGGGAUAAGUUGAUCCCGCUGGGCAUAGAUGACACGGCAGACAAGCUGCGCAUGAUUGAAGGCCGGAAGACCAGCAUCAGGAAGUCCGUUCAGGUGGCCUACGACCGCGCCGUGAUGCACCAGAGCCGCGUGCGUGGCGACCACGGCUUCGUUGCCUCCAAUUACCUCUAGAACCGAGAGGAGAGCCUGGAAGAACACAAGAGAACCUGACGAGCCCAGAGCAGAGCCAUAGCUGUUGCCAUCAAUUCCUGCCCACAGUGUUUUAAAAAAAAAAAAAGAAAGAAAGAAAAAAAAAAAAGAAUCAGAUGUUGCCAACAUGCCUUUACAGCGUCCCCUGUUCAGUUUGUAUCUGGACUGGCAGGGACUGAAUGUGGUUGUGAGGGAUUGUCCACUUCGCUGGGUAUGAUGGUUGGACAGUACCGUGGGGAAGGGGAGGUUUUUUUUUUUUUAUGGAUGGUGGGGUGUUAUUUUAUUUGACGUUUUCUUCAGCAUUCAUUCACGUCUGUGGGGUGUGAGUUGAUCACAUCUGAAGAUUGGGCAGUAGCCGUUAUUUUGUUUGUCACAGAUACCCCCCCGUUUUUAAAAGUACAGAUGAUAAAGAGUCUCGCGAGCAUCGAAAGGAUCACUGCCAUUUUUCUUACUCUAGCUUUUUACUUUCUGACGUUUUACAAAAACCACUUUGUAUAUUGUAAAGACACUCAUGUAUAUACGUCUGUUUAUACCAUAUGAGAUCUAAUUUAAUUUUGCGCUCAUUUUGCAAAUUGAUUCAAUCACCUGGCGGUAUGAAGAAAUGAGAAAUGUGUACAUAUGUGUAAAAAAUCAAAUUAACUGACUUGCUACAAUGUGUAUUUUAGCUUGUGUCCGUCAGUUUGUGUGUGCAUAUGCACAUUAAUACAUAUACACUUGGUAUGUGUACCUGCACCAGCGCGCACACACAGUCAGUGGCAAAAUAUAUAUUCUCAUUUUUUUUGAUACACAGAAAUGUAAUUUAUUUAUGGACCAUUUACAGAAAGAAUAGAGAAAUAAAAUUAUAUAUUGGUUGAAAAUUUCAAAUGAAUGAAAUUGUUAUUUAAGAUAAACUAUUGAAUAGGGUUAUAAAGACAAACAACCAAGGUGAGAUUGUGACUAUGAGGUAGCGAGGUUAAGAUUUUUAAGAGUAGUAUAUGGUAGGGUCUCCAAAUGUCAUUUUUUUCACAUCCCGAUAUAAAGUAUCCUCUCCACCCAGAAGCACAGAUAUCUGUAUUUAUUGUAGAAAGUUCCCUGAGCUCUAGAUCCUGUUUAUAAAAUGGAGCUCCAGAGCGAUUUUAAGCUUGUACAAACUGCAGAUUUUACCUACUUGCCAAAUAACCGGUCAAACAGUAUUUUCUCAUGUUGAGGGAAAUAAAUGUCAUAUUGAAAACUU
Clupea harengus (Atlantic herring) is the source of this 6671-nucleotide messenger RNA. It is a transcript of the gene brpf3b, whose product is annotated as bromodomain and PHD finger containing, 3b. Gene Ontology annotation, biological process: regulation of transcription by RNA polymerase II. Gene Ontology annotation, molecular function: protein binding. NCBI's taxonomy places the organism in Eukaryota, Metazoa, Chordata, Actinopteri, Clupeiformes, Clupeidae. The record is from RefSeq and is a predicted model, not a curated record.